Molecule: messenger RNA, 609 nt
Organism: Teleopsis dalmanni
Lineage: Eukaryota; Metazoa; Arthropoda; Insecta; Diptera; Diopsidae
Product: protein gone early-like
Exons: 3
Coding region: 1-609 (202 amino acids)
Biological process (GO): proteolysis
Molecular function (GO): metalloendopeptidase activity
Source: RefSeq, a predicted model, not a curated record
AUGUACAACGAAUUUUUCGUUAAAGACUUUUUGCUUUCAGGACGUUUAUCAGUUGAUGCGUUAAUGAGAUUAUCGCGUAAACGUCGCAUUUUAUAUAUAACGACUGCCUGCUUUUGUGCCUUACUUAUAGUGAUUAUAAUCGUAUUGAUAGCUUCCUGGCCAGAAGUGCCGUUCUAUUUCAAAGCGAAAGUCUGUUUGGAAAAAGAGUGUGUAGAAGCCAGUCAACAAAUUUUGCUUUGGGCUAACACCAGUAAGAGUUCCUGUCGAGAUACAUAUGAGUGGGCGUGUGGUAAUUUUGCGCAUGAGUACGCGGCUAACGAUUAUUUUGUUAUUAAGCGCGGUGAAUGGAAUUAUAAAACUUAUAAUGAGUAUGAAGAAUUGAAUGAAUUAAACCGUUUCAUAUCAAUGUUGCCAUCAUUUGACGGUUCAUCUACUGUGGAGUCUAUGAUUUCGAGUUUGUAUCGAACGUGCCGUGAAAUAGAUACAUUAGAUAAGAGCCAGUCGAGUUUGUUAUUAAAACAAGCCAUUAAGUCAGUUGAAUAUAUUAUUGAUGGUACGUACGUUGAGAUAUUGGCUACAAAGUUAAAGUCAAAAACUCCUGAAAGUUAA